This is a messenger RNA of Octopus sinensis (East Asian common octopus), 1315 nucleotides long. RefSeq lists its product as uncharacterized. The record is from RefSeq and is a predicted model, not a curated record. The transcript is spliced from 6 exons. Lineage: Eukaryota; Metazoa; Mollusca; Cephalopoda; Octopoda; Octopodidae. The coding region runs from base 338 to 1192 and encodes 284 amino acids.
AAUCAUUGGAGUGAACCAUAUUAAUACCAACAACCAUUAAUGGACAGUUUCCAUACCAUUAGACAUUGGUUACAGCUGGGAUCAUUGUUGCUAUCAACAGACAGUCCGGUAUUCAAAGAGAGUGCUGCCCUCUGUCAUGAUUUUGGAAGCAGGGGAUAAUAUUGAGAUUUGAAGGCAGUCUUUAUAUUUGUGGACAUUACUAACAAAAGUGGACGGUUGUUCGAGCAGUGGACAUUACUGGACAGUAAUAGGGGACAGUCCUGACGUCUGUGCCUCAGGUGACCACUAAACUCAUAGGUGCUGCCUGUUUCGUCAACCAGCAAAGUCAAAACCAAAAAUGCUGUUGCUUCUAAUCCUUGCAACGAUUCUGACCGUUUCCUCGAAUCAGGAAUUUGAUGAAGCCUUCUACAACUCUUUGGGUCCUGGUUACUCCUAUACUUAUCUUCAAACUCCUCCAACAGAGAAAUUCUACCCAAGCCGAAGUCUUCUGGAAUGUUCUCUCAUCGCUCUAAACAGUCAAUCGGAAUUCUUUUCUUACAACAAAGUCAACCGUACUUGUAAGAAUUACUCACCAAAAAGUAUUAUGACAGUCAGCAGUGGACAGGACAACAACGAGAUGUCCUACUAUAGAAGCAGUGAAUGGAUUAAAACCUAUGCCAUAUCAAUGGGAGCAAACUCGUUAAUCUAUGAUUCCAUAUUAAAAAAAGGCCAUCCUUCAACAUGGAAUGUGGACAAAUGUGUUGGUAGCUAUUGUCCGAAUUUUUUCCGACACCCUCUGCUUGAUAUCUGGAACGAACUUCAAAUUGAUGAGGUGAAGCUUGUGUUGUACAAAAACCAAAGUGCUGUGGUAACGAUGGUGUUUGAUGGGCGAAAUACAAGCCUUGAAAGCUGGUUCACUCAGGAAAAGCUGAAAAGUUCCCCAUGGAGCGAUCUAGCAUCAGAUGCGACAAAUUGUUUCUCAAUCGUUGGAAUUGAUAACAAACGCCGUUUUUAUGUUUCACACUGGCAUGAAGGUUGUCCAAAAGAUCUUGGUUGGUUGACUAUCAAUGAAGCUUUCCUUACUUGUGAUUGGGAGAAAUCAAACUAUUUUCCUAAAAUCCUUUACUCUGACACAACUUCAAAAAUCAAAUGGGAAGAUGGAUACGGAGUCGCCGAUUCCAUGGCCAUCUUCAUCCGUCUGAGACAAAACUAACCAAUCCCAGUUUAUGUCUAAUGCAAGCACCGUUGUUGUUGAGCACCAUCCAUACCAAUAUGACCACCACCACUGAGCACAUGUCAGCUAUUGUCACCGAAUAAAGUUUCCACAUUAACCUUU